This is a messenger RNA of Prorocentrum cordatum, 793 nucleotides long. The record is from the annotation of a GenBank genome assembly. NCBI's taxonomy places the organism in Eukaryota, Dinophyceae, Prorocentrales, Prorocentraceae.
AUGCCGAGGGCAGCCACCCCGUGCUACGAGGCCGGGGUGCCCGCGCGCGAGUGGUUGCGGUGCAUCUUCAAGCUGUACGACGUGUCGGCGGAAGGGUUCAUGGACGUGGGAGAGCUCGUGCAGGUCCUCCAGAACGCCACCUUCGUCAGGAUGUCCAAGUCCGAGCUCGAAAAGGUCGCCAGAAACAUGGACUACGAAGGCGACGGCUCAGUCUCCUGGUCGGACUUCGAGAGCAUCAUGGCCGCGAAGCUCCACCUGGUCAACCCGGGGGCGCCCCUGGUCGGCCAAAAGGCGGCGCAGGUCGCGGCGACCUACAACAGGCUGAAGAUGCUCACCUCAGGCGGCCGCGAGCAAGGCGCGUCGUCCAGGCGGGACGGGGGCUUUCGCAGCAGGUCGUCCCUCGAGGAGGGCGACUGCGGGGACGCGGGCCUCGCCGAGGCGGUGCCCGUGCCUCCGAACGAGGGCAGGUCCUUCCAGCCGCCGCAGAUGCCCGAGCCCCCGGCGGGCUUGCCGUCAGCAGAGCCCUUGGAGCGCUGCGCCGGCGCCCGCGGCGGCGCCCUGAAGCGCGUGGGCGCCAGGCCCCCGGAGCUCAAGCCCGCCAUCGCGGCGGCCGCCUGGCUCCAGCACAGAUGAUGGCCCAGAACAUCCAGAACACCAUGGCGAAGAUCUCGAGGCCACGGCCUGCGGCCCCGCGGCGGAGGUAGCCGCGGCCGCCCCAGCCGCACCCGAGGGCCCCGCGGCCACCCCGCGGCCUCGGGCGCGCGCCCGCGCGGGGCAGGCCCGGGGCCGCGCC